Molecule: messenger RNA, 2001 nt
Organism: Mya arenaria
Lineage: Eukaryota; Metazoa; Mollusca; Bivalvia; Myida; Myidae
Product: surfeit locus protein 1-like
Exons: 9
Coding region: 77-1042 (321 amino acids)
Biological process (GO): mitochondrial respiratory chain complex IV assembly
Cellular component (GO): membrane; mitochondrion
Source: RefSeq, a predicted model, not a curated record
UGAGACUGUAAAUUUCACCCACGCCGGUUACUAAAUCCAUCAAUGUUUUUAUAGUUUUUUUUGUUGUAUUUUUAUAAUGUUUCGUCAUGCCAUGCAGCCGUUGGUAUGCAAAAGUGAUAAGGUAUCCAUACCAUUCUGUAAGGUUGCAAAGAGAUUGUUGCCAUGGAAACCAUCACUCUCCAGAUCGGAAUGGGUCGUGCUGAGAAGACUGUAUUGCCAGAAACCAAGGAAGGUGCCAGACUUCCAGGAAGUCACUUUUAAGAGUGGCAGGUAUUAUUUCUUGGCUUUGCCUGCUCUGUCCCUGUACCUGUGUUACUGGCAGAUACAACGGAAACAAUGGAAAGAAAACCUGAUUGAGGAGUUGAAAUCAAGGUUCAACACACUGCCUGUACCUCUUCCAGAUGAUUUGGAAGAGUUGAAUCACCCUGACAUGGAGUUCAAGCCGAUAAAGGUGCGCGGACAGUUUGACUACACCAGGGAGGUGUAUCUCGGGCCUAGAACAGAAUUCAGUGCUAGUCCAAUACAACCAAUGGCCCAGGAAAGAACAUCCGGUGUACACGUGAUUACUCCAUUUAAAGUGGAGGGAAGAGAUCUGACGAUUUUGGUGAAUAGGGGAUGGUUAAUACAAGGGCAAUUUCAAAGUGAGGAGGGUCGGAAAAAAGGACAGGUGAACACAACAGUGGAAUUAAUUGGUCAAGUGAGGCAUGACCAAGUGACAACCAAUGUAGCAUACAUGAUGAUGGGCGACUUCAAGAAGCCCACAAUGCAACAGGGACAAAAAGUGUAUCUUGUACGAGACCUCAAUCAACUAGCUGAGACGUGUGGAACAUCUCCCGUUUUGCUGGAUUAUGUAGCAGGGGAACUACCAAUAAAUGGUCCUAAAAUUGUGACUCCGACAAUUGAACUGCGGAACACACAUUUGGAAUAUGCUGGCUUUUGGUUCUGUGGUGCAGUUGUAACAUUCAUGUUCUGGGCAAAAUACAUGAGAAAACCACCAGAGGGAAUAACAACCUUCAGGUCCAAGAUCAAGUCCUAUAAAUAGUAACAUUGUUGUCAAUGGGGAUCAUUCUAGAAGUGUUGUUGAACCCAUCUCCAGAAGACUGUUUUAAAUGUCCUCUAAAGAACUUAUAUCGUGUCAAAGGUGAAUAAAUAUGCUGUUUAUGUAUAGAUUGUUUACUUGAUAGUUACGGCAACAGAAGAAGGUAUUUUCCCCAUUUUCCCAAAAAUCUUAUUUUCGCGAAAGAACUUUAUUUUUGCCAAAAACUAACCACAUAAUUGUCAAAAAUGUUAUUUUUACCAACCCUACUUUCAGAUUUUUAUUAAAAUCUGAUUUUCGCAAAAAUAACUUGAUCUUAGUAAAAACUUACUAUAUUUUGGUCAAAAAUGUUUUUUUCGCCAAAACUAACUCUAUUUUCAUAUUUCUUUCAAAAUCUUAUUUUCGCGAAAAUAACUUUAUUUUUGCCAAAAACUUACUAUAUUUUGGUCAAAAAAGUUAUUUUCGCCAAAACUAACUCUGAUUUCAUAUUUCUUUCAAAAUCUUAUUUUCUCGAAAAUAACUAUUUUCAUCAAAAAUAACCUUAUUUUAGUCAUAAAAGCUAUUUCCGCGAAAAUAGGUUAUUUUCGUAUUUUAGUCAUACCGGAUUAUACAAGGAGAAGAAAAAAAAAUAGGUGAAUAAUUAUUAAUGAUUAUUAUUAAUAAGUGUAUUAUUGAAAUAAAAAAUGUUCUGAUGUGUGUUUAAAAAUCACUCUAUUGAAAUUUUAUUCCAACUAAGCUGAAUGUGUAUGCAAUGAAUUGACACAUUUCGAUGACGUUAUUGCUGCAAUCAAGUCACACAUUUUAUGUGUUCUAUUACUAGCAUUAGUGUGAAGGAAAUUCCGCUGCGACGUGGGAGUCGAUGUACGUUAUAAACAAAAUAUUUUGUGUGAUAUUAGAUAAUAAAGUUCUUCAUGAAACCAUUGUUAAAUAUUUAUAUUUAUUGAUGCUAAAAAUAAAAUUUAUUG